CGUCAUAACUUGAUGAAACAGUUGGUUUAUCAAUUUUAGUUUCACUUGAUGAUUAGGUUAAUGUUUCUAACAUUGGUUUUCAGACAUGUCGAGGAAUCAGAGGGAGACAGAAUCUGAACGUCCUGACAGGGAAAGUGAGACAGAUGGUGAUGAAACUUUCACAAAGAACAACCUGGCAUCAUCAGAAGGAGCACAACCUGGUAAUGACAAUGAUGUUGAUGUCGUUCCCCAAGGAACACAAGGUGAGAGGACAUUCUCCAUGGACAUGGUAGCAUCAUCAGAAGUGGUUGAGCGUCAGGCCAGUGCGGGGAGUGGUUCCAUGGCUGUUUCUGAGAGACGAGAAAGGCAAGCGGUGUCUACUAAAAUCACUGCAGGGUCUGACUUCAAAGGCAUCAUAGUACAGGACUCUUCUGAUGUCAGCUUAUCUGUUGGAGGUCAGAAUGAUGGAAUAAUGAAGUCAGAUAUGCUGCAAAUGAACCUGAAGCGAGUCAAAGAUGUCUGUGUGAAAACUGCUAACUAUAGGACAGUGAAGGGGCGCUUGGAGAAGUAUGGUCAUGUAACAAUAAGUGGUGCUUCUGGUGAAGGAAAAACGUCCAUUGCCUUGAUGAUAGGAGCAGAUCUAAGGAACCAGGGGUAUGAACUUGUGUUUGUUGAUGAUAUGGAUAAAUUUGAGCUGAAGAAUUGUGAACUGCGUGGAAAGAAAGUUUGUCUGAUACUGGAUGAUAUAUUUGGAACAGUCGGCCUAUCAACUGACGUUCCCCAUCUUAGGUCCAUUCUACAAAAUCUCAAACAUUAUUUAGAAGAUGUCAAAUCUAGUAAGGAACUGAAAACAGCGAUUCUUGUUGUCUUCACCACCAAAUCGUACAACCUGGAAUGUGGAGUCGCAAAGUUGGAUGGCCAAGAAUGCUAUUUUUUCACAGGACCAUCGCUUCUUGAUUUGACAAAAAUGACAUCGUGUCAUUACAGUCCCGAGGAAAGAAGGAAGAUACUCCAGAAACAACUAAAACACCAUAACAUCGACCUGAACCUCGAUAUUGGUAGGCUUUGUGACAAAAGAGAAUAUUUGUUUGGCUUUCCCCUGAUAUGUUCUCUGUUUUGUGAAUUCCUGAGUUUUCAAAAAGAACCUGCACAAUUUUUCCAAAAACCACUACUUUAUCUACGGCGAGAAAUUGACAUGAUAAUGGAACGUGGAAAUGACCAGUCCGCUGCUCUCAUCCUGAUGCUGUUGUGUGAAGAUCAUCUGAACUUGAGCCAGGUAGAAAUGGAAUCUAAAAAUCAUGUUUUAGAAGCUAAUCUGCAGGCUGUAAAAAGUGUGGUGUCAGUAACGUCACGGACUGCAGUUGCCAAAGCCAUCAGGUGUUACAGGGGAACAUUUUUCACUGAUGGAGAUAUCCUUGGAUUUUCACAUCCCACAAUCUACGACGCCUGUGCGUGUGCCCUAUUCAAAAUAAAUUCAUCCUUCGUUCUGAACCACUGCAGUAUCAGAUUCCUUUAUGAGCGUGUACAAACCCAGCCAGUCCAGUCCUCUGCAAUAGAUAAUCACCUCCACAUCAUCUACGUCUCAGAUGCUUACUAUGACAAAAUUGCCUCCAGACUGGCGGAUGCUGUUGCCAAAGGCAACUACAGUAUGUCUAUUACACAUCCUAUUUUGAAAAACAAGCAAAUAGUGGACAAAGUGUUCCAGAUGCUCAAACUGAGGAAAUCAAAUACAUUAAAGCGGUUGCUGCAUACGAAGGACACAAAAAGGCUUGCCAUGUUACAUGCAAAGGAAGAAGAGAAGCACUUACUGUACUGGGCAGUUCAUGCACAUAGUAAGUACUUGAUUGAGAAAAUCCUCGAUGUUGGAUACCAUUUUUCAGACGAAGAGAUCAUGGAAGCCUUCAAGGCCUGUGCUUCCUGUGGGAACGAAGCAGUGUUGUUGUUGUUAUCUUCCAAAUAUAAGUCACUGCUUCAUCAAAGUGUGCUCAAUGAAGCUCUAGUGACUGCCACAGACAAUAAUUACAAAGACAUUGCAUUGGCCUUACUUAACGCAGGAGCUGAUAUCUAUGAAUCAAAAAAUGAUGUGGGUGAAAAUGUCUUUCAAAUUGCUAGGAUGAAGGAGUUCCGUCUACUUGGAAGAGAAUUUUUGGGAUUUAUUACCGAAGGAUUAAACAUCAAACAUCUGACUGGAGACUUCGACUUUCUGAGAGCAGCUUAUUCAGCCUUGUGUUACAGCUGUAGUGUAGGGGAUGUAAGACUUUCACAAUUCUUCCUUCCAGUCACUGAGAUUAAUGCAAGAUAUCCUAAGGGCAAAACCCUCCCAUUCUUUCACAUUAAUUGUCGGGGACACGUUGGACUAACGCCAGUGAUGGAAGCAGCUUUGCAUGGGAAGAAGGAUGUUUUCGACCUGCUCGUGUCAAAGGGAGCUGAUCUUACACUAAGAGAUGACAAAAAUAACACCCUCCUUCAUGUGGCAAGUCAAGGUGGAAAUAGCCCCAUUGUAGAAGAUCUGCUUCCACUAUUUGACAUCAAUUGUCGGGGACAAGAGGGUUGGACACCUUUGAUGGCAGCAGCUUGGUAUGGGAAGAAGGAUGUUUUCGACCUGCUCGUGUCAAAGGCAGCUGAUCUUACACUAAAAGAUGAGAAGAGUAGAAAUGCCCUUCAUCUGGCAUGUCAGGGUGGAAAUAGUGGCAUUGUAGAAGAUCUGCUUCCACUGUUUGACAUCAAUUGUCGGGGACAAGAGGGUUGGACACCUUUGAUGGCAGCAGCUCGGUAUGGGAAGAAGGAUCUUUUCGCCCUGCUCGUGUCAAAAGGAGCUGAUCUCACACAAAGAGAUGAUAAAAAUAACACCCUUCUUCAUCUAGCAUGUGCAGGUGGAAAUAGUAACAUUGUAGAACAUCUGCUUCCACUGUUUGACAUCAAUUGUCGGGGAUAUGUGGGUUGCACACCUUUGAUGGUAGCAGCUUUUCAUGGGAAGAAGGAUGUUGUCGACCUGCUCGUGUCAAAGGGAGCUGAUCUCACACUAAAAGAUGAGAAGAGUAGAAAUGCCCUUCAUGUGGCAUCUCAGGUUGGAAAUAGUGGCAUUGUAGAACAUCUGCUUCCACUGUUUGACAUCAAUUGUCGGGGAUAUGUGGGUUGGACACCUUUGAUGGAAGCAGCUUGGUAUGGGAAGAAGGAUGUUUUCGCCCUGCUCGUGUCAAAAGGAGCUGAUCUCACACAAAGAGAUGAUAAAAAUAACACCCUCCUUCAUCUAGCAUGUGUAGGUGGAAAUAGUAGCACUGUAGAAGAUCUGCUUCCACUGUUUGACAUCAAUUGUCGGGGAGAAGAGGGUUGGACACCUUUGAUGGAGGCACCUCAUUCAUCUAGCAUGUCAGGGUGGAAAUAG
Molecule: messenger RNA, 3364 nt
Organism: Haliotis rubra (blacklip abalone)
Lineage: Eukaryota; Metazoa; Mollusca; Gastropoda; Lepetellida; Haliotidae
Exons: 5
Coding region: 86-3364 (1092 amino acids)
Molecular function (GO): protein binding
Source: RefSeq, a predicted model, not a curated record